Messenger RNA from Sporothrix brasiliensis 5110, 2373 nucleotides. Its product is annotated as Rho GTPase activator. Gene Ontology annotation, biological process: regulation of GTPase activity; signal transduction. The transcript is spliced from 3 exons. NCBI's taxonomy places the organism in Eukaryota, Fungi, Ascomycota, Sordariomycetes, Ophiostomatales, Ophiostomataceae. The record is from RefSeq and is a predicted model, not a curated record. Gene Ontology annotation, cellular component: cytoplasm. The coding region runs from base 1 to 2373 and encodes 790 amino acids.
AUGGGACGUAAGCCAGCACCGCAGCCGCUGGCCUUGUCGGGGGAGGCGCUCCCAACAAGCGAUCACAGGCUUCCUGAAACCCUCAAGAUCGUCUCCCCAGACGAACCCCCGUUUACGUCUUCGACACGAUCGCCCGCAUCGCCACCGCCUCUCUCGUCUCCGUACCGCCAAGGCCAGGCACAGAACCACACCACUCGGCCUGCUCAACCCCAAUCUCAACCUCCUUCUGUUCCCCAGGCGCAGCCGCAGCAAAAAUACCAGCAGCCUCUCCACGUCGCCGACCUCGUCCAGCAGCCUCUCGACGACAUCGACAGCCCCAGCUAUCCUCCGCUUUCCAACCCAGCCAGCGCGACAGGCUUUGGCUACACACAAGCGCAACAGCUCCCGCAACAGGGCCAGCUGACGUACCAGCAACAGCAGCCGUACGGGUCGCAACAACAACAGCAGCAGCAGCAGCAGCAGCAACAGCCUCACAACAAGAGCCACGGCCGCUACAGACAAAACGACGACAAAGCAUCCAAGUCCUCCAACUUCUUCUUCCACUUUGGCAAGUCGUCAUCCGCUGCCAAAUCGUCUGAAAGACUCGCAUCCAGCAGCACAGCUCCGGUCAACUCCACCACCUCCCAGCAGUUUGCCGACCAACGCAGCGAGGUUGCAUCACGAGGCUACGGGUCCCCGAGCUCGAAACAAACGUUCAAUCGAUCAGAUCACAACGCGCAACUGAGAGCGACCACAUCCAGUGGUCCGACACGCUCCGAGGCGUCGCUUGUCUCGUCGGCAACCGAAGUCGACACUUCCUCCAGUACACCCUCAGGAAAGAAAGGCAAACAGAAAGUCUUCAAUCGCCUUGGCCGGCCCAGAUCAAUCCACGACGACAACAACACACCGCAUCCUCUUAACAGCAACACGAGCAAUACCACUGCCCCCAGUGCGAAUAGUCUGGGUUUCCAACGGGACCCAGGAACCGCCGCUCAAAUGAGAGUGGUCGACCAGCCCGAGCGCGCACACCAACCUACUCCUUCCCUCAAGACGGCGCCUCCCGCCCAGCACGAUCGCAGCUUCCGCGAAAUGAUGUCUUCCUCGCAUCGGAACCACUCGGCCGAUCGGGCGCUGAGUCGCGACGUGCCCAGCAACCGGGACAACCACCAUGGCCACCGUGGCGAUCACUCUCGGGCGCAACCCUCCUCUCUUCGCGACAAUGGCGGCUACACCUUUUUCAACGGCCUUAAGAAUUCGUCGAGAAGCGCAGCAGACAUGAUCAGCAAGGGCCUGUUCGGCAAGAACGGACGCAGUGGAGGCGCACCAGAACAGCCCGUUGUCGACGACGAGCACUAUGUGCUCAAGGUCAUCAACCAGCCUCUGCGAGAGCAGACUCGCUUGACUCGGAUUUCCAAGCGCCUGGAGGAUUCGCGCGACAGAACCGAGUUCUGGAUGCCUGCCUUCCCAUGGCGCGCCAUCGACUACCUGAACUACAAGGGCACGGACGUGGAGGGUCUGUACCGAGUGCCCGGCAGUGGUCCCCAGAUCAAGAAGUGGCAGCGAAAGUUCGAUGAAGAGUACGAUGUCGACCUCUUUACGCAAGAUGACCUGUACGAUAUCAAUAUCAUCGGCUCCAUGCUCAAGGCCUGGUUGCGUGAGCUGCCCGAUGAGCUGUUCCCCAAGGAGGCGCAAGAGCGGAUUGCCCGCGAAUGCGCGGGCGCCGAAACCGUGCCUCAGAUGCUCGUCGACGAGCUCUCGAGCCUGCCACCCUUCAACUACUACCUGCUGUUCGCCAUUACUUGUCAUCUGAGUCUGCUACUGGCCCACUCCGACCGCAACAAGAUGGACUUCCGAAAUCUGUGCAUUUGCUUCCAGCCGUGCAUGAAGAUUGAUGCCUUCUCGUUCAAGUUCCUGGUGUGCGACUGGCGCGACUGCUGGAAGGGCUGUAUCAACGAACCCCAGUACAUUGAAGAGGAGUAUCGGCUCUUUGACAUGCCGCCUCCGCGGGGUAUCGGCACCGUGAACCAUGACGAUGAGGAUAACACGUUUGACGUUGAGAUUGACAAUGUCCAGCGGCCACCACCAGCUGUUGUCGCGGGUGGCGAUGACCGGGCGCCUGACCGGGGAGGCGUAGACCGUCAGGUGUCGUCUUCGGACAGCGGUGCCCAGUAUGGUAACGGCAACGGCUACAGCAACAGCAGCAACAACCACAGCGCAGACAAGCCCCGCUCCAAGAAAAAAAUGGCGACGGCCGAGACAGGCAGUGUAGCGUCGAACGAAACGCUGUCGACGACCCUCACGAUUGAGAGCCAGCGGGUGACCACUCCACCAACACAGUCUGGUGAUCUACGACCGCUUUCGCCUAUCAAGCCACUCUCGCCUCUGGGCUUCUAA